Molecule: messenger RNA, 882 nt
Organism: Xenia sp. Carnegie-2017
Lineage: Eukaryota; Metazoa; Cnidaria; Anthozoa; Malacalcyonacea; Xeniidae
Product: tRNA-dihydrouridine(47) synthase [NAD(P)(+)]-like
Exons: 6
Coding region: 1-882 (293 amino acids)
Molecular function (GO): RNA binding; metal ion binding; tRNA dihydrouridine synthase activity
Source: RefSeq, a predicted model, not a curated record
AUGAGUUAUUAUAGAACUCAAUGGUAUCUACUUCCUUAUAAACUUUUUAAAUGCGAAGAGGUUGUUGAAAAAGAUGAUUUAUUGACAAAUGCAUCUCAAGCGAGCAAUGAAAAUGUGAAUGAAAAUGAGGAUGAACCACCCCGCAAGAAACACCAAAGGGGCAUGAACAAGAAAAGACCAAGGAAUCCUAAUCCCUUGGCAAAAGAUAAGAUUUGCUUGCAGUUUUUAGAUGGCAAGUGUAAAUUUGGAGAUAAAUGCUACUAUUCACAUGACUUACAGAUCUUAAUAAAACAUCGUCAGCCAGAUAUUCUUGGAAAGUGCAGAAACUUUGAGCUGUAUGGAAAUUGUCCUUACAGCAUUACAUGUAGAUUUGGCAAACAGCAUCUCACUGAGGAUUUUAUAAAUGUUACAAGAGAAUGUUGCAAUGGAUCAUACAAUGAUCAAAUCAUGAAUAUUUUAAGUAAAUCGUUGCAAGUUAAACUAAGGAAAAAACAAUUUUUAUUUCCCAAAUCUGAUGAUUACAUAAAGCAGAUAAAAGAAUCAAAGGUACAAUCUCAAGAUAAUGAUCAAACUGUACAGACUUUGGGAGCUUUCACAAAUGAGAAUGUGAUACGUAUGAAGCCUGCAGAAAAGAAGAAGGUUGGUAAUUUACCCUUCAGAAGAUUAUGCAAGUCUCAUGGAGCAGAUGUUACAUGUGGUGAAAUGGCUAUGUGUACUAAACUUCUCAGACAUUGGGAUAUAUCUUCUACAGAGCGAUUAGAUAUUGUCAAAGAAUACGUGAACUACGGUUUAGAGCACUGGGGAUCUGAUACCGAGGUGUUGAAAGGACCAGGCGUUUUCUUUAGAAUGGUUAUCAUUCCUAUACAGGAAUUGACUGUAUGA